Molecule: messenger RNA, 1488 nt
Organism: Rotaria sordida
Lineage: Eukaryota; Metazoa; Rotifera; Eurotatoria; Philodinida; Philodinidae
Source: the annotation of a GenBank genome assembly
AUGGCAAACGACGAAACAAAUUCAAAGCUUGAUGAAAUCGGAGCAGCUGUGCGUUGUGCAACAAAAUUAAUCAAUGAAUCUAAAAAAUCUCAAGAAUUAACAUUGGAUAUGUUAGCUAGUGCAAUUAAAUUAGCAGCACUUCCAACUGAUGAUGAAGAAAAAUUAACACCAGCAACUGUUAAUGCUGCAAUAAAAUUGUCUGAAAAAUCCUCAGGUCAAGAAGAACAACAUGAAAAUCUUACGCCUGAAUCAUUAGCUAUUGCACUUAAAUUAGCAACGAAAUUAUCAUCAACUAAUGAUACUAAUGAUAAGGAUACAAAUGAAUUAUCAGUUAAUCAAAUGCGAGCAGCAAUGAAAGCAGCUGUAGCUAUGACUCAAGAAAUCCAAUCAGAUGAACUAGUUACAUCUGAACUACUUGCUGAUGCGCGUAAAUUAGCUAAAAAAUAACUAGUUUUUGUAUUUUAUUUAUUAAUAUCUUUUAUCACUUAUCGAAUCUUUUAAUACUCACACAAUGUCUUCUCCGGAUAAAUAUUCAUCUCCAGAACUAUUAUGAAAACAAAAAUAUUUUUAAUGAAAAUAAACAAAAAAAACAAAGACAUUUCUACUAAGGGAUUUGUGAUGAUUCAAUAAAAAUAAUAUUAACUAUUGGUUUUUUUCUUCAUUGAUAAUUACAUAUUUUAUUUUAUCGUGCAUUAUUAUAUAUAAUCAUUCACCCAAAAUAAACUGAACACAAUGUUUUCGUCUUUUUAGAGCACUUCCCAACACAUUAGAGACUUCGUUUUUAAGCUCAUUCAAUAGAGAAUGUCGUGCUCGACAAGACAAUUGCCUUUGUUUUCUAAAUAGCUCUUUAUUUUUGUCGGCGUAAUAUUUAAAAGAUGAACACCCAUUCAAUCGUCUAACUGCAAUUUUCAAUUUUCUGCAAGCAUCUAACAAUUUGUGUAAGCCUUUGCUCAGGCAACACCGAUGGUAAAAGUAAAGCAUGUGAGAAAAUUUCGUGCUCUCUACUUCGAUGAUUUUUUCAAGAUUUCUGCUGCUGUUAUUCAGAAGAAAAACACUGAUGGUAUGUUGAAACACAUUCCAGACAACCAUGUUUUCCUCAGCAAGACUUGAUCUAUGACACGUUUAUUCUCAUGUUGUCAGCUGUAGAAUUUAAUUCUGAGCAGUAUGAUAUGAUUGUUAAAUUGAAGAGUAGAAACAUCAGGUUAUGUCGAAUGCAAAAAAAAUAAUGGUGUAAUUAUGCUAGAAAUGGGUUUUUUCAGAUUUUUUACUUCAAAAACUUUUUUCGCACCUGUUUCGUUUGAAAUUCUGAAACAUAUAUAUAAAAAAAACAGAGUUUGACUGUCGUAGUUGGACGAUUGAGUGGGUGUUUGUCUUUUAAAUUUUGUGCCGACAAAAAUAAGAGUUAUUUGGAAAAUAAACGUAAUCAUUCUGUAGAGCAGGAAAUUCUCUAUCGAAUAAGCCUAAAAUAAAGUAUCUAAUGUAUUGGGA